AUGGAGUAGACUUGAUCUCACAGGAUCAGACUCAUCGCACUUGUCCUUGUCCAUCCUGCUGAAAUCCAUCUUCUCUGCGAAGCCUCCUGAGAUGCGACUGUACUAGAAAGAAGCCCCCCCACAACAUCUUCACAACUUCAGCUUAUUUGGCUAAAAAGAGACUUUUAUGGAACUUUUCACUUAAAUUGACCCACCUCCGAUCCAGAUUCGAAGGUUGUAGCGCCGUUGCACGGAUGGCAGAUUGAUACACUUGUUGCAUUUGUUCCACCUCAACGACUGGGACUUCACUCUAGUGACAAGGUCAGUGCUGGUCAUUCUAGGGUUCAGCACCAUCUGACUGCGCACCCCUCGACACCAUGUACAGCCAACAGCCCUUCCCAACGUUUGCCUUUAACGCCGGACUCGUGCAGGACCCCGCUAAUUGCCAUUUUGGGGGUUACACAGGCCUAGGACACCCCCAGCCCUUCUCAUUCGCCUUCUCUACGCUGAAAUCGGAAAAUGGAGACUCCGGAGUACAUGGUAUGGGGGACUGCACGACUCCUGUUAUGCCCUGGAACCCCCUGGCAUCUUUUGAUCACCAAGGCCAGAUGGAGAACAACCAGCAAGAGAAUCCGACCAGAGCUCAAAGCCCGAGCCUCAGCGACUCCAGGAUUAAGGUGAAAGAGGAGGUCGUCCAAGAAUCUGACAGCGGGGAAGAGUCCCCAGAACCCAAAUACCCCAGCCCCCCUAAUCCAUCUCUCUACUACCCCAACGCAUGGACUGGCACCCCUUUCUGGCAAGUGAACCCAGCGCCAAGCAGUAACUCCUGCUCCACCAACCCCAUGCCCAGCCAGACCCUUCUGAAAAACUGCAGCCUACCGGGAAACACCACCUUCCCCACCCCAGCCAACCAAAGCCCCAAUACUCCAGUAGACUGUGUGGUCUCCAGUAUGGAGAGCAGCCGGUGCAGUAGCACCAACUCUUCCAAUGGGGCAAUUAAUGAACGGGCCACCACUAUCCCUAAUGGUGGGAUAGUUGAUGGAGGACAAUCCAGCGACAAUGAGGAGGAAAUUCCCAGCGAAUCAGAAAUGGAGCAGUUUGCCAAGGAUUUAAAGCACAAGCGAGUGUCCAUGGGAUACACACAGGCAGAUGUUGGCUACGCCCUGGGGGUCCUGUAUGGAAAGAUGUUCAGUCAGACAACUAUCUGUCGCUUCGAGUCGCUGCAGCUCAGCUUUAAGAACAUGUGUCAACUCAAACCUUUCCUGGAACGCUGGCUGGUAGAGGCAGAGAACAACGACAACCUGCAGGAGUUGAUCAACCGGGAGCAGGUCAUUGCCCAAACACGGAAAAGAAAAAGGAGGACCAACAUAGAGAAUAUAGUGAAAGGGACCCUGGAGAGUUACUUCAUGAAAUGUUCCAAGCCGGGUGCCCAGGAGAUGGUGCAGAUCGCCAAGGAACUCAACAUGGACAAAGAUGUGGUCCGGGUCUGGUUUUGCAAUCGGCGGCAGAAGGGCAAGCGCCAGGGAAUGCCCACCAUAGAGGAAAAUGACGGCGAAGGCUACGAUGUUGCACAGACCAUGGUGUCGCCCCCUGUUGGACACUAUGCGCUGCAGCAGGUGGUGAGCUCACAAGGUUACAUGACCACUCCGCUCUCUUCAACGGCACCAAUUUAUGCGUCGGCUUUUCACAAGAACGAACUGUUCCCCCAAGGGGUUCCGCACGCAAUGGCCAUGGGGGGCCACAUCUGCUGAAAAUGAAACUUUCUUAGAGACUUAAGAUUCCAUAUUUCACCUUUUUGUUUUGCUUGUAACAGCGGGGGGCUCUUCAGCGUCAACCUCUGCGCCCUCCAUCUCCCACUUUUUAAAAAUACUUUUUUUUUUAUAAAACCCUUUAUCUCCAUGAACAGAAAAUUAGCUUUUUUAUUCCCCCUCCACAUGUCCAACAGCUGCUGGUGCUGGGAUAUGCCCCUGCCUGCACCCUAAUACUCUGUCUGACAGACAUCCAAUUAACUUAUUAACUGGUUUAACUUUUCCUUCAUUAGCCCUAAGUUUUUGGGGUGUUGCAUAUGCAACCAGACUCCCUGUAUCCAAUUAUGUGAGAGUUGCAGCCCCCCGAACUUGUAGGCAUUCAAUCUGCAGGGCCUGUGGGACCCCAGAAGUUGGAGGCUGCUCAUUGUAUUAUAGAUCCAAUGUAAAUAUUCCCACUUCCCAGUAUUCCCUAACACUUUUUUUUUUUAAAGAGAUUUUAUGCUUCCUGGUUGUAAGCGUCUAUUUAUGUAUAUUAUCCACAAUGCAAUGAACUCACAUUCCCAACCUU
Xenopus laevis (African clawed frog) is the source of this 2295-nucleotide messenger RNA. RefSeq names its product POU class 5 homeobox 3, gene 2 S homeolog (gene pou5f3.2.S). The record is from RefSeq and is a predicted model, not a curated record. Gene Ontology annotation, molecular function: sequence-specific DNA binding; DNA-binding transcription factor binding; DNA-binding transcription factor activity. The transcript is spliced from 5 exons. The coding region runs from base 357 to 1730 and encodes 457 amino acids. NCBI's taxonomy places the organism in Eukaryota, Metazoa, Chordata, Amphibia, Anura, Pipidae. Gene Ontology annotation, cellular component: transcription regulator complex; nucleus. Gene Ontology annotation, biological process: regulation of transcription by RNA polymerase II; gastrulation with mouth forming second; regulation of DNA-templated transcription.